Messenger RNA from Coniophora puteana RWD-64-598 SS2, 5123 nucleotides. RefSeq names its product BAR-domain-containing protein. Gene Ontology annotation, molecular function: protein binding; lipid binding. Gene Ontology annotation, cellular component: medial cortex; Rvs161p-Rvs167p complex; actin cortical patch. The record is from RefSeq and is a predicted model, not a curated record. Bases 79 to 948 code for a protein of 289 amino acids. Gene Ontology annotation, biological process: plasma membrane tubulation; actin cortical patch localization; endocytosis. The transcript has 11 exons. Lineage: Eukaryota; Fungi; Basidiomycota; Agaricomycetes; Boletales; Coniophoraceae.
GCGGCAUUGGUGUCGGUGCACGGAUGCGCACCCACUACCCAUCACGUAUCACGUUAUAACCACUACAAGUAACUCACGAUGAGCUGGACAGGAUUCAAGAAGUCUCUCAACCGAGCUGGGACUACGGUCUUGCAGAAGACCGGCCAGAUCGAGCGGACAGUGGACAGAGAAUUUGCCGACGAAGAGGCCAAGUACCGGGCGAACAGAUUCGAGAAGGAAUGUCAAGCGCUCCAGAAGGACAGCAAGCAGUACAUUGACGCGAUGCGAGCUAUGACCUCGGCACAGUGCCGCCUUUCAGACACGAUCCAGACAUUCUACGGCGCGUCCGACCGGACUUCGGACGGGGCAAUGGCUAGUCAUGCGUUCAAGAGUGCAGUGGAGGACAUGGAUAAUGGAGUGCAACGGGAACUUGAUGCGCCAUUCCGCACGACGAUAAUGGAGCCCCUGGGCAAGAUCAACUCGUAUUUCCCGGUCGUCAACGAGCACAUCUCGAAGCGGAACAAGAAGCUCCUUGACUAUGAUGCUGCGAGAAGCAGGCUACGGAAGAUCAUCGAGAAACCGUCAGAGGACCCUACGAAGCUCCCAAAGGUAUACCCAUGCCACGGACUUCCACCCUUCCAUUUUCUCCGCUUCGAUACUGACUUAUAUAACUCGCAGGCUCAACAGGAACACGACGAUGCCAAGGAGGUGUUCGAACUUCUGAACGACCAGCUCAUUGCGGAGCUGCCUCAACUGCUCGAUCUCCGGGUACCCUACUUUGAUCCUAGUUUCGAGGCUAUGAUCCGCAUGCAGUGCAAAUUCGCCGAGGAAGGCUACGAGAAGAUGAGCAAUGUCCAGAGAUAUUUCGCAGACAGCGUACGAGACGACUACGCCGCUGGUCAGUUGGACGCGCAGGUUGAGGGCGUUUUGCAGGAAAUGAGGGAGCUGUCUAUAUGCGGAGCUAACUAACAUUCGCCUUAGAGCAUUGCAUUAUUACCCCAUUUUUUCGGACAAUGAUGGAUGGUCCAGUACGAUUGCAUCAUCACCGUCGUGUACUUACUCUUUGAAUCUGGAUGUUACUUUGUUUUCUGGAUGAAUGAGCGCGAAUUCCACUCAACGUUCAACGACUCGUAAUAGUUGAGUUAGUGUUGGACAUGUCAUUAUAGUGAAAGCCAAAGCGGGUAUUUAGUACAAAGAGUCUAAGUCCAGCCAUAACACGAUAGCUACCAUGUGUGCGACAAGCGAAAACCACCGUUAAACCAAAACUACUGAGAGCAUAGUACAUGCAGCAACAAGCAACCAACCUAUUCAUCCAAAGCUCGUAACGGCAAGGCAGCCCAGCCAAAUCAUCUCAAUCACCGCACACCCUAUAGGUGUUAGCGCAUACUCGCGAUCGGGCCACGGGUCAUCCUCCUUUAAGUCUCUCGUGAGUUCCUCGCUCUUGUUCUGCGGUGGCAUGCAAAGUCCCAUUUUGUCAAACGCCUCCGCGUUGAACUGGAAGCCUUUCUCGCGCCCGUCGGAUUGGCAUACAACGCUGGCUUCUAUGGACAUCCCACUCUGCGGGUCUAGCGAUCCACCGCCCUCGUGUUGCAGGAAGUGGUUGGCGGGCGAGUAGCUCUCCGCCUCCCAAGUAGGCCCCAACACGGCGAGCCCGCUGCUGGGUACACGCACGCCUGAUCCGUGAAACUCGUCGUGUCUGACGAGACGCGCGAGAACUUUGAAGUGCACGAGGAAGAUAUCCUUGGUGUCGUUUGAAUCUUUCUCGUCCGAAACAGUCGGCUUCGACCGCUUCUUUGAGCCGUCCGAUUUGCGCUCCUUGGGCUCUUCGAAUGGUUCGUACCAUACAAGAAGGUACAGCCUCUCGGAGGGAACGUUGUGGAAUGAUGAUGAGGCGACUGAGCUUUGGUAUGACUGCGGACGCUUUGGAGGGUCUACCUCGCCGGGCCACAGAGGUAAAAUCAUGUAGAGACAGUCAUCGGGUAUCGUAUCAAAGAUGGUAUUACGAUUUUUCCGACUCAAGGAGGACUUGUGAGUCGAUCUACCAGAGUGCGAGUGGAGAAGGCCAACAUCCCGGAAGGAAUCAUUGAGAUUGCCGAUGAGGCGGUCGUUGUGCUCGAUCUCCGAUCGUGUUGCGGUUGUGAUCCACGGCGGCGUGUAAGCAUUCUGGUGAGGAAUCGCGGUUGAAUCGUUUGGCCUCGAGAAAGCGCUUUUGAAGAACCUCCUCCAGCCAAAGGGUCCGCUGGAGCUGCUACCUUGUCGACCAGACUGCCCAGCACGCAAGUGCUCGACGUCGAUCGGAUCCAACGUUGAGUACGCCUCCGAAUGAGGUGUCCGCAUCGGGUGGGCUUCAUCUGAGUCGACCGAGUCACGAUGUACAAAACGGCUUGAGCUAUCCUCUCUGAUCUCGGCAGAACCUCCAAGAUCUUGGUCUUGAAUGGACGGUGCGUAUGAGUCCUCGGUUGAGGAGUCAAAUGCAGAGCUGGUCGAUUCACGCUUUCCGAUAGUAGAUGUGUUAGAUGUUGAGGAAGAGAGGUUCACAGUGGCCACGCUGUGCGGGGGAAUGAUCUCCUCUGCCUUGAAAUCGACGCUGCUAACACUACUUGAGGCAGUGGUGGAGCCUGCGCUGGUGACCUGCUCUGGACGAUGGCCCUUCUUAGCCUUCGGCUUGGUUGCCUUGUCCUGUUGACGCUUCCGAUCCUUGUUGGGUUUAUCGUCAGUGUUGCUGGGGUUCUGCGACUUAUGCCUGCCUCCCCUGUCUUGAUUACGGAGGUUGCUAUCCAGGUGGCCGUGGUCAUUGAGCAUGCCUGUGGUUUUUGUGCUCGUAUAUUGCUCCUGUACUUUCUUUGGCGCGAGCAUGAUGCCUCCUGCCACACUCAUGUGUCUCUUGUCGCUGGCCGGAAGAUUCUUUCCCCAGAGGUAAAACGAACGGAAGAGUGAGAAAGCGGUUGCCUUGGAGUGCUUGUGAAUGACACUGCAAGGGCCCGUCGUCCGGAUGCCUCGUGCGUACUGUGCGGAAUAUGGGCCAAUGACCGAGCGAAUGUUCAAACGCUGCUGAAGUGGCUUGUCUGCGGCUGCUGAUUUAGGUCUGAAAGCAUGUCUAUCGAUCUUGAACCGACCAACCUGCCCAUUAUGCCACCAUUCCUGGGCGCCAGGUGGCAUCGUUCUCCGCGCACGCUCGGAUUCAGGAGGAACGGCGUGCGCAACGCCAGCCCGCAUCAUGCUUUCACCGUCUGCCUUCUCUCUCGAAAAACCCCAAUGCUCUUUGUGCUUGUCGAAAUUUGGAUCUUGAUGCCGUACCAUGCGCAUGAACUGAUCGUCGUUACUACCCGUGGUUGCCAAAGUAGCAGUACUCGUUCUUCGGCCAUUGUUCCAUGGCGCAAUGGCGAACAGCCUAGAGUUCGAAGCACUCGCUUGUGAUGGACGUUGUACCAUAGACGGCGUUGUAGAUGACCGACGUGACAUGGUGCUCGCGCCAUCAAGGUUAUUGGCCGCAGAAAGGAUGUAAUCGACAUCGAAUCCGUUACAGGCGUUCUCCACAGACGGCGGUUGCUCUUGUGUCGGUACUCCUUGUGCCUCCAGUUGCUCUUGCUGCUGCUGCUGCUGCUGCUGCUGCUGCUGCUGCUGUUGAGCCAGAGCGUGGGCCUCCAGGUUGCGCCAGUCUCCACGGCUUUGCGGUUCACUCUUGGGCAAUGUAUCAUAAGUAUCUUCUGAGGGAUCUGGAGGAAUAUCAAGGCUUCCUAUUUCGUCGUCCAGACUACGACUGGGGCGGCGAAUAGUUGAGACUGUUCCCCCACCGCUUCGCGUGCUGGCUGUAUCCCCCGUAACAGGGAUAUCAAUGGGCACGCUUCCCCUCCUCUUGUACAUGUUAUAAUAGGAAGCUGUUGACCGCUCACCGACAUCAACGUCUUCGUCGAUGUCGGCCAGGCCUUCCCGAGCAAACAAGACGGGAGAGAUAGGGGCAUCAUCAUCAAACUCGAGUUCGUCGUCACUGAAAACAUCCACAGAAGAAGAACUGGAACGAGAGCUUUGUCGAGAGCUUGACCGGGAAGACGAUGCCGACGGUGAUGCAAUUCGGCUUCGAUUACGAUGACCAAAUGUAUGCUGAGAUGCAGCAUCAUCAAAAUGGCGUUCUUGGCGCUCCUUGCCUUUCCCGCGACGAGAUGGAUAGACGCGUUCAUCCUGAGACGAACCGCCGCCUGCAGUGGGAUCUUCACUGUCUUCCAUACCUCCCCAAGGAGAGGAUCCCUGGUGGCGGUGAGGCCGAGAAGGCGACGGAGAACUUGAUACAUGGCGUCCCGGGCCCUGCGACGGAUGACUGCUGUGACUUGGAGUUGGCCGCGACACGGAUGGCCCAGAGACAGAAGGACGGGGGGUUCGGUCGAAGGGACUUAUGGGAUCGGCAUCUGUGUCGUGCGGCGAAGAGUGGGGUGCUCGGGCAUCGCCGAAAUGAAAGGAUUGAAGGUUAGAAUACAGGUUACUGUUGAUCUCGUUGGAUCGCGGAGAUGACGAAGAAAUAUGCACAGGCUGGACGGAAACAGUUGGGGUUCCCACCAUGGUUGAGGUGGUGGAAGACGAUACGGCUGAUGGCCUUCUGACGUGUAUGGAUGGGACGGAGGGACGACGAUCGAGUCCCUCUACAUUCGACGGGGAUGGUCUGAGACUGCCGACAGGAGGGUCACGGUUUUGAGCAGACUCUAUGCCACCUUCGACCUGCUCGCUGAGAAUGCGGGGAUCGACGAUGUGAUUUCCGACGCCAUAAGGUUCCAUGGUGAGCUGAAAGUCGUGACAGAACGGGAAGGAGAAUCAAGCGUGACGGGUCCGGAUGAAAUUCGUGGUAGGAUUCAGCAAUGACGGAAUACGGGCGAGCGCAUAUGAGAGGAAGAAAGUAGCGAGGAAACAGAUGGAAGGCGCUGGAAGAGGUAUGCAGGAUGAAGAGAGCGAAGGAUGUAUUCUGGGAGACAAGGAUGAUCUAGACCAGUAUUUCACUCCGUAUUGCAGGGGGGAAAUGAGGGCCAAUGACCGGAUCAGUGCUGAGGAGACACUCUGACCUGAUGUCAGGAGAGAAGAGAAGGAAACGGUCAAUGUCAAAUGAGAUUUGAGGAGAGGGGAACUACAGUAAGUCUGUUGGGAGAGCGAAUCGGUUU